UAAGAUAAUACGCCUCGGCCGUUUAUCAUCAUCAUUACGCCUUGGAAAGUCAUUAAAACAAUUUGUUUAUAUUAAUUUAUUUUUUUACCAAGGUGAAGUGUUCUUUUAAUCCUGUUUAGUAUCGGAUUUUUUGUUUCCUAUUAAUUGUGUGAUGCAGUUCAUUCAAUUUUACCCCAAAAAUUCUGUCAAUGUGAGUUACUUUUCUCUCUGUGGAUGUCUGUGUUCUGUGUAAUGAUAUUUUACCUGUACGGGAUGGCAAGAUCGAAAGCGAAUUAAUAAUACUUGCGUUCGGUUUAACAACGGUGAAUAUCCCAAAUCAGUCCCCGUAAUGAUUUUGUUUUUUCUGUUCAGAUAAUGGUUUAAAUCAAACUGUAAGUGUCUCCAUGUUCAGAGGCCUUAAGAAAUCCCUUCUCAUGUGUCAUCAUGUCCCCGCAGAGUGAUACCACCAAGAAGCAGUCUCGUGAGGUAACGCAAAAAGAAAGUGUUGCUAGCAGCUUGCUUGCUGGAGCUAUUGCAGGCGCAAUAGCAAAAACAACCAUAGCUCCACUUGAUCGUACGAAGAUCUAUUUUCAGGUGAAUCAUGCACCGUACUCAACGAAAAAAGCUUUAAAGUUUAUGAUUCAAUCUUAUAAGACUGAUGGUGUAAUCAGCCUUUGGAGAGGCAAUAGUGCUACAAUGGCUCGAAUUAUACCAUACGCUGCCAUCCAAUUCACAGCCCAUGACCAGUGGAAACAUUUCCUGAGAGUUGAAAGUAAUGAUAAAGCUGAUGAAAAUUUUUUAAAUUUAAGUUCCCAAGUUCGGCGAUUUCUAGCAGGAUCUUUGGCUGGAGUUACAUCUCAGAGUCUCACUUACCCAUUAGAUUUAGCUAGAGCAUGUAUGGCUGUUACACGGAAAGAUCAGUAUGCCUCUCUUAGCCGGGUUUUUGCACACCUGUAUAAAGAAAAUGGAUUUUUAGGGCUCUACAAAGGUUACACUCCUACAAUCUUAGGCAUUAUUCCUUACGCUGGAGCUAGCUUCUUCACGUAUGGAACACUCAAAAAACACUAUAUAGAGAAGAAAGGACAUACAACGUUCUUUGAAAAUUUAUGCUUUGGUGCCGUGUCUGGAGUGUGUGGCCAAACAACAUCCUACCCUCUUGAUAUAAUUAGGAGGCGCAUGCAAACCGCCACAGCCAUUGGAAAUAAACAUUUUUCGAUGAGAGAAACUAUACGCAAUAUCUACAAUCUUGAAGGUAUAAGAAGAGGAUUUUUCAAAGGACUUAGCAUGAAUUGGAUUAAAGGUCCAGUAGCAGUUGGUGUUAGUUUUUCAACUUACGAUUGGGCAUCAAGUUCUAUCAAAAAAUUUGUUGUUACUUUUACUUAAGUGUUCGCCGAAUAGUUACCAUGUUUAGGGUACCAGAAUUGAAAUACUUGGUACGUAAACAAAGGCAUAUUUUUAUGUUGCCAGCCUACCCUUUUCAAAGACUUAUGAGUCAUGAUUUCCAAGUGCCAAUUUUGAAACGUAUGAGAUUCUGAGAUAGUCUCCAGCUUAUCAGAUCAGUGAUUUGUAUCUCAACUUAAAAAUCUUGUUGUUGAACCCUAAUCAAGGGAGUAUAGCCUAUUACUCGUAUUUUAAAUUUUUCUCUCAUCUUUUUUACUUUCAAAGGAUUAUUUAAUUCAUAGACAUCUCAUUGCGUACAUUUCAGUUAUGGUUUUACCUAUUUGUAACUUUUUUAAUUAAUUGUGAUUAACUUGAGGAAAAUUUUUGGUCAAAAGAAGAUAUUCGUUACUAAAAAUUGGAGCUUUUGUCUAGGAAUUGAGUUAAAUCAAUUUUCUUUUCUUGAAUUGUCAUUUUUCUGACAUAAGGAAGUAACUUUGAUUACAAGUAAGCCCUGGAGAGCAAGAGCUGUACAAAAAUUAAGGCUCAUGUACUGCGAAAUUGCGAUAUUUUAAAAUUAAGUUGCGAUUUUUUAUGAUUUUUUGACGAUAUAAUUGCUAGAAUCAUCAUCAUCUGAGCAAGCAUUUUCAAUCUUGUGGCAAUUUUAUCUCUACAAACAUAUACUGAUCAAUAAAAUCAAAAUUUCUUAUCAGUUUAUCCCGAUUUCUUGCUCGAAAAUAUCGCAAUGAAUUGCCGUCGAUAAAAUCGCGACUUUGUUGCAAAUUUAUGCCAUGAAUUUACACUUUAUUGCAAUUUUUUAUCCGAUAAUAUUGCAAUAAAUUGACUUCGAUCAAAUCACAACUUAUAGCAAUCACUGCUACUCGAGACUUUGAGGAAAGUGUGUGUAUUGACAGAAGAAAUGUCUCUUUGUUAAUUACAGGUUUCACUAUUGAAUAGCUCCUGCUAAAUUCAUAAACAAACAGGAACUAUGCCGUAAAUUUGUAUGCACACCUCAUAUAGGUGAUAAAUAACCUUUUUUUGGUCAGUUUAUUUUGUGAAUUUCACCAAAGCGGUAUUGUAUUUUUGGGUGAAUGUUUCUCUACUUUUUAUCUGGGAAAUUUUGAUGCAAUAUAGUCUAACUAAAGUAAACUAAUCAGUGGUUUACUCGUACAACCUCGAAGACAAAAUAUUUUAAAGACCUCGCAUUAACAAUCUCUGUUGACGUUGAAGCUACUCGCAUCGCUACUGCUUUUGGAUAUUGAUUAUUGAUGAGCUGUUAUGAGCAUUUCAUUCCAUUAGCCAAACUCAAUUUUCAACAAUGAACUUCUUCUGCACACUGUUCAACGCAACAUUCAUCAGCCAGUAGACAGAGAUGAGCUUUCAUGCCCCUGAUGUAUGUUGAAACUUGAAAAGUAACCUUUUCUCUGCCUUUUUUCAUCGCUUGAAAGGCUAGUGUGGUGUCUUUAAAAUGUGUCCCUUCUAAAAACCACUAAAAUGUAGUAGUUUCAAAAAGUAUUGAUUCCUCUGUAAUUCAUUGAAUAUCCGUCUAAUUUUUAAGGUAUUUUUGGAACUUUGUGCCUAGCUUGUGCAAAUGUGGUGAAUGAUAGAAAAAAUUUUGUAUUCUCUAGUGUAUGGGAUGCGAUGAGCAGCUAAAUCUAGAAGAAACUCCAUCCCAUGUAUGUAAUUUAAGGAAUGUAGUCUUAAUUGCCAGUCAGCAAGUAUUAAGUUUUAUUUCGUUAUAACCGAGUCAAUUUAUUUUUAUCUUUCUCUCUGGUGCCAGGACCUUGAAGGUUCUCACCGUUGUUAACAAGACAAGUUUUGUAGGACGACUCCUUAAUAAUGUAAUGUAAAGAAAGAGGAAUACAUGCACUAUGCGAGCAUGUAUUGAUCCUCUUACCCUCAAAGAUAUUUAUUGCUCCCACGCAAAGUUGUGAAGAUCUUACGCUACAGUACUUUGGAACUCCGUGGUACACUCGUUCAAGGUUACUUGUCCUACAGAACCUAUCCCUGUUGCUAGUCUUAAGGAGUUUUAACUACUACCUGCCUAAUGAAAUUUUAGACUGAUAGUACGGUGCCCUUCUUGUAUGUUAUUUUUCUUGAGAAGUUUCCAACUGGUAAUUUUUUAAAUCUUCAUGAUUAUCAUCUUUUAAGCAGUAGAAAAAUUGAAUUUAUUCAUGGCAAAGUCUUUACUUCAUUGUAAAUGGACUUGCAAAAUCAAGUCGCUCUCUUUUUGAAUUUAUUUGUGUUAAAACAGAGCAGCUUUGUAGAAAAUAUUGUAAUAUUGCAACAUUACGUCCCUGAAAAAAUUUAGUUGGAAUUAGAAUCAAAAGAAAA
Molecule: messenger RNA, 3690 nt
Organism: Bemisia tabaci
Lineage: Eukaryota; Metazoa; Arthropoda; Insecta; Hemiptera; Aleyrodidae
Gene: DPCoAC
Product: dephosphocoenzyme A carrier
Biological process (GO): transmembrane transport
Cellular component (GO): mitochondrial inner membrane
Source: RefSeq, a predicted model, not a curated record